Aspergillus calidoustus is the source of this 1431-nucleotide messenger RNA. The record is from the annotation of a GenBank genome assembly. Lineage: Eukaryota; Fungi; Ascomycota; Eurotiomycetes; Eurotiales; Aspergillaceae.
AUGCCGGACCCCUUAGCGAACCCUGCGAGCGUGACGAUAAUCCACCCGGAUCUGGGAAUUGGCGGCGCGGAACGUCUAAUCAUCGAUCUUGCGCUCGCCCUCCAGAGCAACGGACACAAGGUCACCAUCUACACCUCGCACCGAGAUAAGUCGCAUUGCUUCGAGGAGGCGAGGGACGGAACAUUAGAUGUGAGGGUGCGAGGAGAUACGAUAUUUCCUGUGCAUAUUGGAGGUCGGUUCCACGUUUUGUUCGCGGUGUUGAGGCAGGUCCAUUUGACCUGGAGUUUGUUGGGCGAGUUGGCGCAAACAAAAGGAGGGGACACUGAGGAGGUGUUUAUUGUUGAUCAGGUUCCGGCCUGCGUUCCUCUCUUGAAAGUGUUUGGGCCACGGCAACACCACGAGAAUGGGAAGCAGAGGAUUCUCUUUUACUGCCACUUCCCCGACCAACUGCUUGCGAGACGAGAUGAGGGUUCGAGUCUGCUUACGACAGUGAAGACGUUAUACCGGUAUCCGUUCGACUGGUUUGAAGGAUGGGCUAUGAGUGCGUCGGACCGGGUCGUCGCGAACUCGAAGUUUACAAGAGGUGUUGUCAAGGAUACCUUUGGAGGAGAGAAGCUGGGAGAUGUAAAGGUUGUUUAUCCGUGUGUCGACACGACGCAGAAAGUUGGCGAAGCAGAUGGAAAUCUAUGGGGCGGGAAAAAGAUCUUGCUGAGCGUGAACCGGUUUGAGCGAAAGAAGGAUCUCGCCCUGGCGAUUCGCGCGUAUCACGGACUCGGAGAGGCGAAGAGACAAGGAACGAGAUUGGUCAUUGCCGGCGGCUACGACAAUCGCGUUCAGGAAAACGUUCAAUACCACCGAGAACUCGAUAACCUCGCGACAAGCUUAGGGCUCGAAACAGCCACGUCGAAAACCGUCCCCUCUGCCCUCUCCAUUCCCGACUCAAUAGACGUCCUCUUCCUCCCGUCCGUGCCGAGCGCGUUCCGCGAUAUCCUUCUCUCUCAAGCGCGCCUCCUCCUUUACACUCCUAUAAACGAACACUUCGGCAUCGUACCCAUCGAAGCCAUGCGCGCAGGAAUACCGGUCCUUGCAUCAAACACUGGUGGUCCACUCGAGACGAUCGUCGAAGGCGAAACCGGCUGGCUCCGCGACGCCACGGAUGAUUCGCAGUGGACGACCGUUCUGGACAAGGUGCUCUAUCAAUUGAGCGAGAAAGACCUAAAACGAAUGUCGGAGCUAGCCCGUAAGCGAGUCGAGAGCGAAUUCUCUCUGCGAGCGAUGGGUGAAAAGCUAGAGGAAGAGAUAGGCGAUAUGCUGAGCAGCGAGAGGCGGCCGUUUGACGGGUUUCAGCAAGCACUUACUCUCCUUGGGCUGCUGUCGGCACUGUUUUCAGUUGCAAUUGCGCUGAUUGUGAGGUGGUUCCUGAUUGUAUAA